Molecule: messenger RNA, 4053 nt
Organism: Purpureocillium lilacinum
Lineage: Eukaryota; Fungi; Ascomycota; Sordariomycetes; Hypocreales; Ophiocordycipitaceae
Biological process (GO): double-strand break repair via homologous recombination; replication fork processing
Cellular component (GO): nucleus; Cul8-RING ubiquitin ligase complex
Source: RefSeq, a predicted model, not a curated record
AUGGACGAGAGCGAUCAGUCUCGGCGAGGCGCCUUUCAUGCUCGAAAGCGCGUCUUUGACCGCCUGUACCGCAAUGCCGACUUGGGGAUGCCGCUUCAGGCGUCUUUAGCCGACAUCGCGGCAGAAAUAGCCAGCUCUCCCGACCUAUCUGACAGCGUGGAGUCUACACACGCCAGAUCGACGACACCUCUCGAACCUCGUCCCGCGAAUGCGCCUAGGCGGAAGCUCAUCAAGCCACGACGUGUCGAUAUCGAGGCACCUGAGUUCCAGCGCGCCAAGGAGCCUCUGCCAGUCGAAUAUGUGCCUGAGCCCAGACCUGUACGGCCUGAUCACGGCCAUUCCAAGCUGCUCGGUCUGGGCCCUUACGGCACGACCUACACGCAACACUUCGAGGUGUUUCCGCUCGACCCCAGAGUCUAUUUUCACGAGACCAGCCUCAUUGGUAGCGGAAUCCUCGCGUCCUAUAUCAGAGGCGACGUCUCUGCCAAGGCAGCGGAUGCCCGCCCGCCCGUCUCCUUCAACCUGGGGAGCAGGUCCUUGAACUGGGGGGCCUGGGAUGCCCAAGUCUCCUCAGAGCUUGGCAUCGUGUUCGAUUUUGUUGCUGAACAAAUCGAGGGUGCUGACGCAGGUAACAUGGACUCUUCUUCGACCGCCAUCAACGCCUCCAUGUUUGUGUUGCGAUAUUUGAAGGAAUCUCUGAGCUUUACACGAGACAACGAUAUGAAAGCUUUCGCCGCUCGCGCGAUUGAGUGUCUCGCCUCUUUCAACAGCCGGGUCGGCUCUCUUGUCGAUGAUCAUACUCAAGCGCCAGAAGCGAGACAGAGCAUCGCAAUGCGAGUAUCUGACCGUAUGCUUCUGAUGGCACUCGUUGUUUUGCGUAUAUGCGGAGACGAGCCGAUGCUGUCCGUGGAGCAGUUUCAAGCCGAAGAUCUCCUGAAGCGAAUGUCCAAAACUUCAAUGUCGAUUCUUCGCGGCACAGGCGCCGCACCGAUCAGGAAGGCCUAUGAUGAGUUGCAAUCAAUACGGGUCCGGGAACGCGGAUUGCGGGAUGAUGCCUUCGUCAUUCAGUCAUGGGUGGUCCUGAUGAAGGUCCUGGAGGCCGCUCAUAUUCCUAGGGCAUCGUUCUGGGAAGUGGCCCAGGACAUCAUUAUUCCACCGUCAGUCGCCGCCAGCACCGAUGCGGAGAACUUUGAACGAUCGUGGGAUUUCAUGUUCAACCUUCUUCCGCUUGUCGAAUUUGGUGACUCUGGGGUCGUGGUCUCGGGCAGACGUCACGAUGUGAACAGUGACGGAUGGGGCAUCCCCCAGUCUUUGUUGAAACGCGUGUUUCGUUUAUACCAAGACAACACGCGGCAGUCUCCCAGCUUCAACGACUACUGCAGGGCACUUGUCGGGCGAUGCCACUGCCUCAUCCAACAAUGGGGGUGGCGGCGAUCCGCAGCCGUGGUUGGGGUCAUCUUCGACUUCUUUGGCUCCCAGGAUCUUGCACAUUUGCGCAAUGAAGAGGCAUACGAAUCUCCCCGGUUUUUAGAGGAACUCGCGGGUCGUCCAGUACUAGACGUUGAGCCUGGCGACCGAUGCUUUCACAUAUUCCUGAAGAUGGUCGGGCUGAGCAUCCGAAAGCUGAGGGAGGUCGAUGCUAAGAAGGACAUACGCAAUCUGGUCGUGAGGACGACGCCAAAUCACAACCGCCAACAUCUCAAGGAGCAAAAUGUGCACGCCCGCGAUCUCGCGGCCCUGAGAAACCACCACGAUCUCCUUGCCACUUUGUUCUGGGCAGCUCCCCCCGACCUGCGUCCGGCCGUCAGCCUCAUUGAGCGCCUUGUUUCCCCGGAGAACUCCCAUAAGGAGGCCUGCCUGAUCAAUAUCCGCUGUUGGUCGCAACUCGCGCGAUUCAUCGUUGCCUCUGGAGAGGCAGGCACAACGUUCAGACCGUUCAAUCAGUGGCGGAACUCGUUCUUCCAGCAGGUUCUCCGGCAGUUCAGUUCAGUUGCGCCUGAAAUUCAACAGCAAGUUCUUGCCCUGGCCAAGGAUGGCCGGCAGCCGAUCAGCGAAGAUCGCAUAAACGACACCAUUGCUCGAAACAAGGCGGCGAUAGGAGACGUGCUUUACUCUUCUGUUGCCGCUUCUCUGGAUGUCCUGACGGCCGCUACAGAUCUUGAAGGAGCCACCUUUUCACUGAACACCUACCAACUUCAGACUAUCUACCAACAGUUCGCAGCCGCUCCACCAGACCUCGACUGGGGAACAUUGCAGGCUGCCGUCACCACGUUGGGCUCAUUCCUCCGCAGGGUGGACGACUUCAAGGAAGAAGAGGAAAGCCAGCAAAGCGAAAGCCAAAUUUUGAACUCGGCUUUGGCUGACGACGCUUUGGAAACGGUCGAGCGCGUCCUACUUCGAGGAUUCUUUUCCAUGGCUCGCUGCGUGAUGUCCUCACGAAACGAAAAGAAGCCCAACGUCUUUACAAGUGGAAGCAAGGACAAAUGCAUAGAGAGCGUGGUUUCGCUCUCUGCACGUUUGAGCGCACGAUACAUCAAGUGCGGCAGCUUCGAACUUUCAGACAUGUUCAAACCAGGCACAUACGGCUUGUUUGUCGCACCACCUCAUCAAUUGGACCUGCAUCUACGGCGGCACAUGACCCAUUUCGUGUCUGUUCUGCUGGAGUCUGGUCUGGAAUCCUGGACCACAUCGGAGUGUAGCUUACCGGAACUGUGGGCGCUGUCGCUGGUGAAGCCGCGAGACUACCUCAAGUAUGAGAACGAGUUUGCCAAGCAGCUUCACAAGAGCGGAAAAGACUUCGUGCCAGACGCGGUGGUGGCUCUGGGCCCAAAGCCUGACUACGUGACGAACCGAGACUUGUUUGAGUUUGCCGUCUCGCAGAUGAGAAGGUCGAUUCGCGACGCUGGGCCGUCGCUCAGAACCAUCUUGUUGGCGGAGCAUUCUGUAACUCUGCAGCGGGUGAUGGAGCAGAUCAAGAUGGACCUCAAGGCAGUGUCGAAUGACAUGUCGAGCCAUCAAGGCUACGUGGCCUUCAUUCGGAGCAUCGUCUCGCUCAUCAAAUCUCACGGGUCCGAGAUCCGGCCGGUGGACAACUUCUUCUACCAGAUCUCGAACGAAUACUCGCCCUCCACCGACGACCCCCAGCUGCAGGUUGCGGGAUUGAUCUCAUAUGGCGUGCGGAUCAGAGAAGGCGAUACGAGAAGCAGUCAGCAGCUCUUCCACCUCCUGCUCAGCAACGUCAAGUUUGCAAUCAGCAACGACAGGCUACGAGAGGACGUGACUAUGCUGAGGAAAGGCAUGGCGAACCAGGGCAUCGUCGGCUUUGUUCUGGGCAAGAUGCUGCCCUCCUGCGUUCGAGCUGCGUUCAGACACACUUCCGCACACCCGCUACUGGACAUUUAUGGAGAAGCGCUGCGUAUCCUCUUGGCCAAAAAGGUCGUUGCCUACGAAUUGACCGAGGCCGACCUCCCGCACGCCGUCAGUCUGGCGCACGCCGCGAUCGAGGGCAUAGACGACUGGGUCACUGAUGCCGCCGUUUUGUCAGCCACGCAAUUGCAUGUUUUGCGGCAGAUUGUGGCGGUUCUCAACUUGCUGUGGCCACAGAUCCGUGUCAUCGCCGCGUCUAGCCCCUCCUCACAAGCUUGGACCAGACUGUGCAACUGUUUCGAGCUCCUCGACCAAAUCAUGACCACAGCCGACGACGUGACGAGUAAUCUCGUUCGAGCGGGAGAGACAGUGACAACAGCAGGUAGGCUCUUUGGCGCGAACACGGCCAGCGGCGCCCGAGAAGUGCGGUUUGACUCGGACGUCAAGAUGUUUACGGAUCUGAUUGUCAAGGACGUGGCAACUGGCUGGGGCAGCCGAGAGAAUCGGAUGACUACCCAGGCUAACAAUCACGGCGGCGCGUCAGUGAAGGGCGUGCCGGUUCCGGCUUUCGACGCUGAAGGCGUGCUGCAAGACUUGCAUGAGCGCAUACGGGAAUGGCGCUGGUGGUGGGACGAGGUGUUUGGAGUUCCGUCGCUCGCCGUCUUGGUUGACAAUGUUGUGUUUUGA